CUGAGGGCACACCAUCAUUCCAUACUAAACCUGAGACUGUGCAUUCUUAACUCGCGCUGCAGUGGGACCGGAUCAGAUCUGGAUCAUUUCACACUGUGCGGACUGUGAGGGACACCUGCGUGAACUAUGUGAAGGGUUCCUAUAAAGCAUUGUCUGACCAUGCUGUUCCCUGCCUCAAAAUCCGAUGUGAAAUCGGUUCUGGAAGGAGUAGCAGAAACCACAUUUAGGACAAUCACGUCUGGACUGCAGUACUUUAGUUCUAACGACAUCAGCUUUGAUGACCACAUCAUUGACGGGGACUUUGGCAAAGGUGGAUACCCUCUGCAGAAGCCUUUCUCGGCAUACCGCAGAAGCACUUUCUCGGAUAAAGUCGCACCAGAUGAAGAAUUGAUCCUGAAAGGAAUCCCAUUUUAUCCCACUAACAGCUCAGAUGGGUUUGGAAACUGGAGUCUUGGAGAGGAUGGGAGUAGCCUCCAGUGUGGGGAGAACUUUAUGGACAUGGAAUGUUUCAUGAUACUGACUCCUAGUCAGCAGCUCGCCGUGGCCGUGUUGUCUCUCACACUUGGCACUUUUACCGUGUUAGAGAACCUGGUGGUUCUUUGCGUGAUAUUGCAGUCACGUACCCUUCGCUGUAGACCGUCCUACCAUUUCAUCGGUAGCUUGGCCGUUGCAGACCUACUCGGUAGUGUAAUCUUCGUCUAUAGCUUCUUGGACUUCCACGUGUUUCACCGCAAAGACAGUCCGAACGUGUUUCUGUUUAAACUGGGUGGUGUAACGGCAUCUUUUACCGCUUCUGUUGGAAGCCUGUUCCUCACCGCCAUUGACAGAUACGUAUCUAUACAUCGCCCGUUGGCAUAUAGGCAGAUCGUGACACGCACCAAAGCGGUGAUCGCUUUCUGCAUGAUGUGGGCCAUCUCCAUCAUCAUUGCUGUGCUGCCACUGCUCGGAUGGAACUGCAAACGGUUAAACUCGGUUUGUUCAGACAUCUUUCCACUAAUCGAUGAGAACUACCUGAUGUUCUGGAUCGGUGUGACCAGCGUUUUGGUCAUAUUCAUAAUCUACGCUUACAUGUACAUCCUCUGGAAGGCCCACCACCAUGCGGUGAGGAUGCUAAGACGCACGUCACAAAAAAGCCUGGUCGUCCACUCCUCCGACGGCACGAAGGUCCAAACCACCAGGCCAGAACAGGUCCGAAUGGACAUCCGGUUGGCCAAGACAUUGGUUCUGAUUCUAGUGGUGUUGGUGAUCUGUUGGGGGCCUGUUUUGGCCAUCAUGGUGUAUGAUUUGUUCUGGAGAAUGGAUGACAACAUUAAGACGAUUUUUGCAUUCUGUAGUAUGCUCUGCUUGCUCAACUCCACCGUUAAUCCAAUUAUCUACGCUCUAAGGAGUAAAGACCUCCGCAGGGCCUUCCUCACGACCUGUCAGUGCUGCAGGAGCACCUCCAGCACAUCCCUGCAGUUCGACAACAGCCUGGAAUCGGAUUGUCAGAGGAAUCAGCACAUCGCCGCAAACCGUGCCGCUGAGAGCUGCGUGAAGACCACUGUGAAAAUUGCCAAACUGACAAUGUCUGUCUCUGCUGAGACAUCGGCCGAAGCUGUUUGAGUGUGUUUUUGUUGUUCAGCUGGCGAUGUGGAUGUUGAACGAGUGUUCUGAUUAGGGUUAAUAUAGUUUUGAAGAUUUCACCAGUUUCUAUUUUAUUUUGUACUUUGAGUUUCAAUUUCAGUUUACUUCAUUUAGUUUAAUUGUACAUUCAUUUGUUUUGUUUUGUUUUGUUUGUUUGACCAAUUUUAGUUUCAACCAGGGAUCAGUUGACUCCGGGGGGUCAUUGAAGGUACUGCACAGGCCAGCGGCGGAGCUUGCCUUUUCCGUAAGAGGGUGCAAGUGAGAAAGACACUGGAAACUGGAUAAAGCCUAUAAAUAAUUGUGAGGAAGAUCAACAGAAAAUGAAAUUGGCCCAACUUAUACAGUGACACAGCACUGUAACAAAUCCAUCUGCCAAAAACACUGUGGAGCUGUGAUUGGUUGUUUUACAUGUCAGUCAGGCUGCAGCUUAUAAUGGGUGUUUUCUUAUAGUCUAAUGUCAGGAUUUGGAGAUUAUACAGAUGAAAACGAAAUAAAUGUUCUCUUUAAUUGGAGUUUUUAUUCAUAUUGUUGUGCAUAUUUAUAGUUUUUGUUCUUUUGCAGUUAACAAAAAUAUGUUUUUCUGCUACUUUUGUCUUUAACAAUAAUAACCUUGGUUCUGAUGCACAGCGUCUUAAAAAAAAAAAAAAAAAAAAAUAUGUCUGUUCUUGCCAGUCAUGCAUAAAGGACAAAGGUCAAAAUACAAAGCUGCUUAAGUUACCACUGGUUUGAUGAAUUCUUCAAAUCAACAUCUCUUUUAAGUGCCGAAUUUUUCUCAAAAGAGGUAAUCAAAUUCUUUGGGGCUUUUUUCUUUGUUGGUGUUUGCCAUUAAAUGUCAUUGUAACAUGUUACUGAAAAUGUGUGGCUAUAGUGUGUACUUAAUGAAAGUUUAUAUUUUUAUACUUUGAAUUUUUUGUUUUUGAACAAUGAUAUCUUCUCACAUGGGAUUAAGGGGCUAAUUGUCUUUUUCAUAUGAAAAUCCUGUAAGUAUUCAUAUAAAAUAUAUAGUUUGUAAAUAUGUAGUAAAGCUAUGUGGUGAUAUGUUUAUUGUAUUGAAAAAAGUGAACGGAGGGCAUAUAUUAUAAUUUUUUUUUUUUUAAAUGCUACUCAAGUACAUUAAUAAUUUAAGGUAGAAAUAAAGACUUUUGUUAAUUUUUUAAUUGUAGAAUUUAUAAUUAUUGGUUAACAAAUGUAUUGAAUCUCGUUUAGUAUAUUUGUUUGGUCCUCGGGUCCAUUAUAUUAUGAUUUAGUGUUAAUGUUGUGCAGACAAAAUUAAGGAUUUUUGGGGUAAUUUGUUUUACAAGAUGGUUUGAAUCAGUGAUGGAUUGUGGUUUACUGUCACAGAACAAUUACAUUUUAAAACAGAAAUAAUUGUGUUCUAAACCUGAUUGUAAUAUUUUAUUUUGUCACUCUGCUGUACUGUAUUUUUCUGAGAUGUAAAGUACAAAUAAGUGUACAACAUGGUGAAGUGGGUAAUUUCUGCACCAUUAGUGGCACCAAAAAGAAUUGAUAGUUUUCAAGCAAGUUUCCCAAACAUUCCCUCUGUCUGCCAUUGGUUUAAGAAACAGAUUGUCCCACCCCAAACUCACACAACUGGUUGGGAUGCUCAAACAGACAAAGAGUCAUAGUGUUUACACUUUUCAGGACAUCAACCUACUCACUUACUGGCUUACUUGUCAUAGUUGACCCUUUGUAUUAAACUUGGAUACAGAAACAUCAAGUAUUAAAAAAAACAAUUACACACUUCACCUUUUAACAAGGCUGACUACAAACAGCCUGCUAAUAAAAAAAUACAUCAUGUAGUUCAAUAACAGUUGUACAUAUCCAUAAUGAAAAUGUAAAUAUCAUGAAUGUUCAGUAAUAUUCCUUAAAUCGUGAUAUACUUUAGUGUGGUGGCUCUUCGUUUGCACUGUUCAAAAUACAGCAUUGGUAAACUUUAACUAAGUUUUACCUACUAUAGUAUCAAAGCUUAAAAAUCAUAAAUUGUCAAAGUGGCUUUUGUUCCAAAGUACUUUAAAGUCUGUCAAGGUGAUGUCUUAAAAUACAGUAGCAUACAUUAUAGCUACUCACAGUCUCACACACUUGUGUCACAAUUUAAUCUGUUGAUUUUAAUCUGUGAAUUUAAAAAAAUAAAGUCAGUACUG
Molecule: messenger RNA, 3764 nt
Organism: Xyrauchen texanus (razorback sucker)
Lineage: Eukaryota; Metazoa; Chordata; Actinopteri; Cypriniformes; Catostomidae
Gene: cnr1
Product: cannabinoid receptor 1
Exons: 2
Coding region: 160-1602 (480 amino acids)
Biological process (GO): G protein-coupled receptor signaling pathway
Cellular component (GO): membrane
Molecular function (GO): cannabinoid receptor activity
Source: RefSeq, a predicted model, not a curated record